CUACAGAGCUCCUGGUCCUGGAUAGAGGCGGCUCGUGUUGACGGCUGCUUUACUCCACGAACUACGGUGGUGCAAACAUCGUCCGUCUUUUUCCUUGUAUUAAUUGAUUAAGGUUUUAGCGCUUCUCAGAAGUUGACAGUCGCGGCUAUGCAGUCUGAAUCGGGAAUAGUUCCAGACUUCGAGGCUGGAGAGGACCUCCAGGACGAGCCUAAAACCUACUACGAGUUGAAGAGUCAGCCCCUGAAAAACAGCAGCCCGUCGGACCAGCAUGGCGCCUCCAAGCCCCCGCUGAGCUCCUCGGCCAUGACAUCACGCAUCCUGCUGCGGCAACAGCUAAUGCGGGAGCAGCUCCAGGAGCAGGAGCGGCGGGAGCAGCAGAGACAACAGUCCUCCCACUACCCACAAACUACAGCGACCCAGACCCCCGCUAUCAAUGUCAGUGUCCCUGUCAGUGUACCAGCUGGAGCACAGGUGCCAAUGGAGGUGCUUAAGGUUCAGACUCAUUUGGAAAAUCCAACCAAGUACCACAUCCAGCGCUCGCAGCAGCAGCAGGUGAAGCGGUACCUGGGAAAGCUUGGUUCCCAGGCGUUGAGCUUGCCCUGCCCCAACCAGUCCUCUGACCACGGGGGCAUGCCGCCAGGGCUGGGCAACAGCGCCCCCAACAGCCCUAUGGCCUUACUGACCCUCAACUCUAACUGCGAGAAAGAGAUGGAUGAUGUCAUUGACGACAUUAUUAGUCUGGAGUCCAGUUACAGUGAUGAGAUCCUCGGCUUGAUGGAUCCUGGACUGCAAAUGGCAAACACGAUCCCUGUAUCUGCUAACCUCAUGGACAUGUACGGUAAUCAGGGCAUGCCUCAGCAGGGCCUGCCCAUCAGUAACUCCUGCCCUGCCAAUCUUUCCAACAUCAAAAGGGAAUACUCAGUGUCUCAAUCCCCAUCCAUCAUGCACAUGCUGGACAAGUCUGGAUCCUGUGGAAAAUUUGACACCUAUCAAAGGCCAGAAGGAUUCCCUGUGGAAGUUGAGGUAAGAGCCCUGGCAAAAGAAAGGCAGAAGAAAGACAACCAUAAUUUGAUUGAAAGAAGACGUCGGUUUAACAUCAAUGAUCGUAUCAAGGAGUUGGGGACUUUGAUUCCAAAAUCCAAUGACCCAGACAUGCGCUGGAACAAAGGCACCAUCCUGAAGGCAUCAGUGGAUUACAUCCGAAAGCUUCAGCGUGAACAGCAGAGGGCCAAGGAGCUGGAGAAUCGCCAGAAAAAACUUGAGCACGCCAACCGACAUUUGAUGCUCAGAAUACAGGAGUUGGAGAUGCAGGCUCGGGCUCACGGUCUGGCCAUCACAUCCUCAGCACUCUGCUCUGCUGAAGUUGGGGUGCGGCCCAUUAAGCAGGAGCCCGCUCUGGAGGACUGUCAACAAGACCUGUACACACUCCACCCUCAUCACCAACACCACCCGGCCUGCACUCCGGAGCAACCCAGCACGCUGGAGCUGACCGAAGGUCACUCCAACUUCCCGGAUGGCCAUUAUGGCAGUGUUCACGGCAAAGCAGGAUCCAAACUCAAUGACAUCCUCAUGGAAGACAACUUAUCACCUGUCAGAGGUGGGGACCCUUUGCUCUCUUCCGUCUCCCCAGACACUUCAAAGGACAGCAGUCGCAAGAGCAGCGUCAGCAUGGAUGAGAAUGAAGAAGGCUGUUAGCGCACCCUAGUGGUAGACACCUUUUCUGUAUCUUUAAUCCCUCCAUCUUGCCAGAAAACAAGAGGCUAACACAGUUGCAGUUAUUUUAUUUUUUUUACCUUUCUUUUCAUUUUUAUGUUUACAUGUUGUAUCGCCUCCAUUUCAUUCUUUUUUUUCCUAUUGUUUGUCUUUCUAAGCUUUCAACCUUGAUUACAAGGACUGAUUUCAAAGUAUUUUCUUUAAUCAACGCUUUGGUGACAAUGAGUUACAAAAAUUUUAUGUUUUUAUAUUUACAAACUAUACAUUUAUCUUUCGAUAGAGAUUAGAUUGUUUUUUUCUAUCGAUUCCAAAGAAUCUAGGGAAACUAUAAAUCACAGUCAGAGGUGUAGAUAUUUGUGGUGAGGUCAACACUGCUUUGAAAAUCAGUAGCAAUAAUAGAAAGAAGGAUAUUUAUUACUAUAGUGCUUUACACUCCUUGUGUCUUAGAUUGAACUUGAAUGUGCCGAUGCCUUAUUAAAAAGUUUGUACAUUAUUGUUGUAUUGCUAUGCACACGUUAGCUGAUUCUCUGUCAGUUUUCCCAGUGAAAUUACUUGCUUGAUAAAUAUUAAACGUUUGUUGAUUUUAUCCUAUUUAUGACUCUUUACAGACAUAAUUUUAUCUAAACAUUCCCCUGAAAAGUGUAUUUAUUAAAAAAGGACAGAGAGAAGCUGAAAUGAUAAGUAUAAGUAUCUUAAGUGUCUUGGGGAGAUACUUAAAAAUAUCUCCCCAAAAUCUCCUUCAAGAUUUUUAAAAUACACAAAUUCAACACUUUUACUUAGCAUUAUGAGAAAACAUCAAACUACAAAGAAAGACUAAAGUUUUAGCACAAUGCCUUUUAACUACAAAGUGCUCUUUUUUCUGAUAGGCUGCAAUAGAUAAAUUACUAAUAUAUUCUUCACUGCCAAAACCACAAAAAUACUAAAUAACUCAGUGAUUCUUGAGAAGAGGGACAAAAUGGGUUUAAAUUUCACCCCCAAAAGAUUUAGUUAUUCCUCAAGCUUAUGUAUUCAAAUAUGACAAAGAAUGUUUAGGAAAUGUAAAGAUGCUAAGGUGCAGGCUCCCAGUUGCAACAUUUUUUUGAAAAUUACAUUUUUAAUGGACAUGACCCAGAACUUUGUCAACACCAUCUGACAAAAAUAAAUAUAAAAUUAUUUUUAAUGACCCUAUUAGUGAUAUUUUUACUCAGUUUUACAGACAAGAAACAAAAAAUAUAUUAUUUAAAACAAAAAACAACAUAAAGUCCAUCUGAAGGAGUUGACACAGAACUGAAAGUGGUGACGAACUAGUGAGUAAAAAGAAAAACUUGUGAAUACAUGUGAAGUAAUGACAUUUAUGUAAGAUAUAUUAAAAUGAAUUAACCGCACACUUAAGUGAGAUUUGUCAACACUCUCACUGAAAGAGUCACACUGUCAGUUAAAAACUCUGAUGGAGUUGACAUCUGACGGAGAUGACAAAAUACCAAACUACCUCAAUUUAUCUGAUGUUAUUAUGAAGGAGGCCAUAUUGUAGCUCAUCAGGUCCAUGAAAUCUUUACAGUAUACUAAAGUUAAGCAUUUAUUUCACAAAAGUUCAGCAAAAUUUAGUAAAUUGUCAGUUAUGGUGUUGACACAUCAUGGUUGUGACGAGCAACUUGGGACUAAAACGGAAGAAAAAACUAAAGAAUAACAUAAGCUAACCAGAGCUGCCUAGCCCUCUUAGCAAAGGAAGAGAAAGGAAGAGGUCAUGGGGUCCUCAGAAGUUCUGAUGCCCCAAAAUAACGCCUGAUUUUUUUUUACAGUCUUUUUAUGUCUGAUGGCGUUGACAAAAACUUGGGACAAAUUUCAAUUGAGUUGGAAAACAUAUAAAAAUUAUUUUUAAUUCAAUUUAUUGAUACUUUUAUAAUUAUUUAUUUGAAUACUUAUACUUAAUUGUCAUCAUAUAUUAUCUUAGUAUUCCUUUAAUUGUUUUAAACUAUUAUAAUGUAUUGAGUUCUGCUCCAGGACAAGGGAUUUUAGACGCCAACUACUACAAAGUUUAAAAUAAAAAAUAUUCAGCAAACACCAUGAAAACAUACAUUGUUGUGCUCACAUAGCCCAGGUUAGUUAUUUGAAAAAAUUUUUAUUUUGUGUAUAUUUUAUUCAAAUUUUGUGGUUAAUCCACAGACCUGUUUUGUCCAUUUUCUUAAGAACUUCUGAACUAACAAAGUUUCAAAAAUUGUCUCAAAAUAUGAGUGAUUUUAUAUAAGCAGUAAUAAGAUGCACAGGAUUGUCUGAGAUCUUAGCACACAGUAAUGAAACACUGCAGAGGUGUUGCUCUCUAUCCUCAGAUCUUUUUUAUAUUAGUCAUAUUCGUACCACUUCAGUAACAUUUUACAUUCAGGGCGGGUUUUUUUGUUUGUUUGUUUUAUGAGCAUGUGAAAUUUAUAAUGCUGAGGAGAAUAAGGAAACUGAUUUUGUCUGAAAUGCAUGAAAUUGUCCAGACACUGGAUUAACCUCUGUGAACUGAAAUGUAGUUUGUUAGGCUUUUGUGCAGAAACGUACAAUGUUUUGCUUGAGAGUCGAGUAACCGAAGUACACGUGUGCUGUAUAUUUCUGCAGUUUGAAAAGUUGUUGCUGAAUAACCUUGUGCCAUUACUGAUAUCUCUGACACAGCACAGUCUCCGUUUUGUCAAACUAUGCAAUGUUUGAAGUUGUGCCUGUGACGCAUCAUGUCUUGAAGUUGUCAUUUAUGAAGUAGCCUUAGACAGUAAUAAUUCAAUUUCUAUUUCAUUUAAGUGCCUUCUGUUACCUUGGUGAUAUACAAGGAAUCAUGCAAUAUUUUGAGACUGAUUAUGCCGGUAUUUGGUGCUUUAUAGACUAAAGAAAUACGUUUUACAAUCUCUUCCAAAAGUGACAGGAAAUGACUUUUGGUCAGUGUGAGAAAACAAACUACAUCUCUUAAACUCAAGAACCACAAGAAAUAAUUUUCUAAACACUUCAAAGUGUUCAGUAUUCAAUGAAACCUAAUACAUCUUAUUAAAUUAGUAAGUCCAUCUUAUAAAUAUAGCACCUUUUACAAGUAGAAAUCACAAAGUACUUCACAAAGAGUCUGAAUAGUGAAACGUUUAAAUUCAAACAUGACUAAAAAGACAAGGAUGUAAUCAAAUGAGCAUAUAUGACAGACUGCAAUGUAUUUUUACAGUAAGUACUUUGCUUAGCUCUUAGAUGCAGAAAAUGUAUUUUUUAGGGUCACAAACUCUCAAGCUUUACUUUUACUUCUGAAAAAAUAGCUGGCUUGUGUCUGUGAGCUAGACCAGUGGUGCCAAAGGAAGUAUGACUCGCAAAGAUUAACGUUUAUGACAACUAGCCCCCAAAAGCUAAAUUUAGACAACAGUGCCUCUGUGUAAACAAGAUGAAAAUGGUGAGCAAUAAAGUGGGAAAAGAUUCCUACAUAAAAACGUCUAAUAAUUUUGUGGUUGAAAAGCUACAUUUAAAAUGGAGCUCCAAAUGUUUUAAAUUUAACGACUAAUCAAAGCAUGCAGACAUAUGUAGAAGUCAAAUUUUCAAUUUUACUUUUCUUGGCUAAAUAAAGACAAGAACUGGCCAACCUGAAAUAGCCUUAAAAAUAUGACUGCUAGCAAAAGCUUUUGGAGGGACACAAGAAACAGAGGAAUUAAUUUGUAGAUUAGAAACAGAAACCACCAGUGUCUCCAGCUAAAUACAAAACAAGUAUUUAUUUAAAUAAAAAGGUUCACCGUGGGAAUUUUGCGUGAAAGUAUUAGAGAAUGCAAUCAUGGCCACUUUACUUUGACUGCCACUUUAUUACCACUAACAGGUGAACAUUUCUGGAUUUCAUAAAGAACUCUUUGAAAACUCCUUGAACCCAAAGACCUGUAGGUUGGAAAAUAUGUACCUUCUUAGUUUAAGUCUGUCCACCAAUUUGAAUUGUGACCAAAUACCUUUCAAAUUAAAGACCAUUUACACUAACCUGAUUUAUAGUGUCCUUUUUACUCCCAAUUAUCAAAUGUUAGCAUUUAGUUAAAGAUAGUGUAGGCUGGUUUUAGCAUUAGCUUGAAAAAAAACCCGGCAACAUAAUUGAACCACUAUUUGUUGUUGUCUUUAAAUACAGCAUACAUGUGUAUUUAUUACUGAACACUUUUAAACUUCAGAUAUUGCUGUUGUGCUGUGUGUUCUUAGAAUAACACCGAGCAUUUAAAAUCUUUCUGACUAUAGCAUGAAUGUAGUUGAGCAAUUGCGCCAACAAUGAAAGAUGCAGUAUAUUUAUACAAACUAAAGGUUUUGAGCUGCUGAUGGUGUCUUUCAUAACCUUUUGCCAGAAACAGGAGCUGUAAUGCUAGUCUGUAAAAUAUAGUUUUGGUGAAAAUUGUUUAUUAAGCAGUAUGAAAGACAUGGUUCCAAGAGUAACUUUAUUAUUAUUUUUUAUAUAUAUUUUGUCGCAUUUUACCAUGCGUCACACAGUGUUACAAUCUACUGAGUACACUCUGUACCAACUCAUUGAAAGCCAGUAAAAAAGCUUGUAUGUGACCAUUGAGUCACUGCAGAUGGACCCUUAUGAUUGUAAGAUUUAGGGUAAUAAGAAUAAUACACAACCUUUCAAUCAAGAGCAAGUAGCUCUCGGUUUAAAGGUUGCGUGUUGCACUUCGAUAUAUUGUGGUGUGUUUUAAAUCCACUAAGGAAGAACCAUUUUAUCUCGGUACUUGAGUGUCUGAACAAGUUUAUUCCUGUGGUUCAUAAAGUGUACUACUACUGUUUUCAUUGUCACAGUUAUUAAGAGACAAGUGUUGCAAUACUUACUGCGCCCACUGAUUUGUUAACUCACGCUCAUUGGUACUCGAUGUUAAACUACUCUGUUAGAAAUAUUAAAAGAUUUAUUUGAACUUUUUGACUGGGUGUUUUCUCUGCGAUUUUAAAAAUAUAGCUAUCUAAUAAUUUAAAUUGAAAUAUGUUGUUCCUUACGGAGAUUUUCACGGUUGCUAAAUAUGCUAAAUUAUACUAUUCCUAAGCUAUUACAUUUAUAGGCUGUAAACAUGGAUGCUGUACAAACUUUGUUAAAAAUCACUUGGAAUAAAGUUAUAGAUCUUUAAGCA
Molecule: messenger RNA, 6779 nt
Organism: Xiphophorus hellerii (green swordtail)
Lineage: Eukaryota; Metazoa; Chordata; Actinopteri; Cyprinodontiformes; Poeciliidae
Gene: mitfb
Product: melanocyte inducing transcription factor b
Exons: 10
Coding region: 148-1695 (515 amino acids)
Biological process (GO): melanocyte differentiation; regulation of transcription by RNA polymerase II
Cellular component (GO): nucleus
Molecular function (GO): DNA-binding transcription factor activity, RNA polymerase II-specific; protein dimerization activity; RNA polymerase II cis-regulatory region sequence-specific DNA binding
Source: RefSeq, a predicted model, not a curated record